AUGGUCUUUCGCAUGAUUAUAAUGGCCCUGAUUCCCUUGCUAGCCUUUUACCUGUACGAGAGAUUCUGCCAUCUCCGUCUCAGGCAAUAUGCUAGUUUUCCACAGUUAAAGCCGUCCUUGCUCUGGGGCCAUCUGAAAGGUUUGCAUGAGUUCAUCGUCCGUGGCAAGACCGAUAGACAUAUUGACAUUGUGUUCCUCGAGGUCAAAAGGCAACUCGGCAAUGCACCCCUAUUCAUCCUGGAUCUUCGGCCCGUCCAAUAUGUGCUGUGUGUUGUCGGAAGCCACGAAGUGGCCGAGCAGGUCUCGAAAAGCACCAAGAGCUUCCCGUAUAGCAUGAACAAGUCGCCAACGAUGCGGCUGUAUGAACGUUUACUUGGUCCGAGAUCCAUCUUGACUGCCGAGGCUGAAGAAUGGAAAGGUCUUCGCAAGCGAUUCAACCCUGGUUUUGCGCCGAAGCAUCUCGUGACGCUCCUGCCUGUGAUUAUGGAUAAGGCAGGACAGUUUCUCAGGAACCUUGAUCGACAUGCUGCCAGUGGUGAAGCAUUUAGGUUGGAUGAACUGUGCAGCAGUCUCACGUUUGACAUCAUCGGUGCGGUGACAAUGGGGAUUGAAUUUGGUGCCCAGCUCGACAAGGAGCGCCAAAGUGAGUUGGUCCAGCUCUAUCGUGAAUUGACCACCAGCUAUCAAAGCGGCAGUAAUAGCAACAGGAGCGUACAGUGGACCUUGUUAUUGAGCCCGCGAACAGCUCAACAUCGACGACGAUUAGAUCGUCGGAUUGAUCUGCUGCUGAAAGAACACAUUCAACGUGUGUUCGCGGAGCGGCAGCAUUCUGAGAUCACGGGGAGUAGAAAAGAUCACAGUGUGCUUUCUCUCAGUCUCCAGGAUGCCGAUAACCUAGACUUGAAUAUAUUAGACCAAACCUGCGAUCAGCUGAAGAGCUUCCUUUUUGCUGGUCACGACACGACUAGCAUUGUGCUGCAAUGGACGUUUUACGAGCUCAGUCGCACCCCGCACGUCCUGAAGGCCAUCCGAGAUGAGCUCGAUGAGAUAUUUGGGGUUGACUCUGGCAUUGACCAGAUGCGAGACAAGCUGUGCUCUUCCCAGGGCGAGGAACUGAUCAGCCGUAUGUACUACGUGUCUGCUGUGAUCAAGGAGAUACUGCGACUAUAUCCGCCAUCUGGGUCAGCGCGGUAUAUGAGCCCUGGCUCCGGAUUCACUGUCCAGCUUCCGAACGAUGGAGGUACGCUGUGCCUGGACGGGAUGGUUGUGUACAACUGCGAUACGCUCGUGCAUCGCGACGAAGCUGUGUACGGUGAUACCAAAGACGAUUUUAUUCCAGAGCGCUGGCUUGACAGCAACCCCCACCGGGCACCACCCAGUGCCUGGCGACCGUUCGAGCGGGGUCCGCGCAAUUGCAUCGGACAAGAACUGGCAAUGCUGGAGGCGCGAGUAAUUGUGGCAUGUACCGUUCGACUAUAUGACUUUGCCAAAGUUGGACUAGGAGCUGUGGUGCUAGAUAGUCAGGGAAAUUUGAAAUUAAACGACAAAGGACAGUAUGGUGUGGAAUCGCCGUUGUAUAAUACAAUGCAAGUAACAGCAAAGCCGGUUGAUGGCACGAGGAUGCGAGUUUCAACUGUCGGGCACGUUGGGGUUGUCACUCCUUGA
This is a messenger RNA of Aspergillus glaucus CBS 516.65, 1665 nucleotides long. RefSeq names its product cytochrome P450. NCBI's taxonomy places the organism in Eukaryota, Fungi, Ascomycota, Eurotiomycetes, Eurotiales, Aspergillaceae. The transcript is spliced from 4 exons. Bases 1 to 1665 code for a protein of 554 amino acids. The record is from RefSeq and is a predicted model, not a curated record. Gene Ontology annotation, molecular function: monooxygenase activity; heme binding; oxidoreductase activity, acting on paired donors, with incorporation or reduction of molecular oxygen.